CUUCCAAAGUUCCCUUCAGAAACUCUUCCAAGGAUUAGCAAUUUCACUGGAGAUUCUUCCAGAAAUUCUUCAUGAGAUUCCUCUAUGAAUUUGACCAAGGAUUCUUUUAAGAAAUUUUCUACGAUUCCGCACCCUAUCAUUAUGCAAAUUUCUAUCUGCUGCACUUUUCUGUUGUUAUCAGUUUUUGGUCAAAGGUUGUAACGCAACCAUAAUAAACAGUCCAUAAUCAGGUGCAGUACAUAAUAGGCUAAGAGUCCUAUCGAAGUAGCCCGUUGGCCGUCAGUCUGUUCAUAAAUCGCCAUGGCUACACAUUGUUGUUUGAUCGCAGCAGCCGUUCUGGUUCUACUGGUAACGCUGACCAGUGGUUCCGAUGAUGCAACAGCCAAGCGGAAACAGUAUGACCACAAUAAACUGAUGUGUAGUAAAAUCGUUCGAUCCACCAAGGAACAAUGGGAAGGCUAUCAAAACUCGCAGUAUCCGGAAACUCACGAAACAGCUUGCUUUAUGCGGUGUGUAUCCAUUCUGAGUGGAUCGUACGAUGAUGAAACGGGAGUGAAUGUGGACGUGUUGUUCGAAACUUUCGGAAAGGGAAUGACUGCGGAGGAAUAUGCUGAGGAAUCGAAGCCUUGUCUGGCGCUGCGGGAUGAGGUCGAGUGCUACUGUAUGAAGGCGUUCAAGCCGCUCAUGUGUAUGAGGGAGCAGUACAAGAAAAGGAACACGGCUUAAAUGGUUGGAAAUGGUUAAAUAAAGAUAAAAUCCUGCUGAUAGUGGAAUA
Aedes albopictus (Asian tiger mosquito) is the source of this 775-nucleotide messenger RNA. RefSeq lists its product as uncharacterized. NCBI's taxonomy places the organism in Eukaryota, Metazoa, Arthropoda, Insecta, Diptera, Culicidae. The record is from RefSeq and is a predicted model, not a curated record. Gene Ontology annotation, molecular function: odorant binding. The coding region runs from base 301 to 726 and encodes 141 amino acids. The transcript is spliced from 2 exons.